UGAAUGUAGAGAGAGAAAAAACUGUGCCGUUUCUGUUAAACUGAGGUCAUAUCUCCUGUAUGUCUUUACUAAAAUUAAAUAAUACUUAUUUGCUCCUCAAAAGAGUUCAAUUCAAAAGUAAGAGUUUUCUUUUAUUUCAGAUUUUUUUUUUAUUAUAGUUAAGUCAAUGUCAGAUCUGUUAAUUGUUAACCCUUUUAAAAGGAACAAUAAAAUGUAUGUCAAAAAAACAGAAAUGUUUUCCGAAAUUGGUCAAGCAAAGCAGAUUUUUGUGGAAUAUAACAGAAUCUUGGAAGAAUAUUCUUAGAAUUGUCACAGAUAUGGCAGAAUUUUGCGAUAUAUUUCCAGAAUUUUGGUAAGGAAAGCAGACUUUUUUGGAAUAGAACAGCGUUUUUUGGAAUAGAACAAAAAUAUUCGAAGAAUUGUUACAGGUUUGGCUGACUUUUGCCAAAAGCAGCAGAACUUGUCAAAUUCCUGUCAGAAUUUUGCGGAAUAUAACAGAAUUUUGCAAGAAUAUUCUCAAAACUGUCGCAGAUUUGGCAGAAUUUUGCCAAAACCAGCAGAUCUUUGAGAAAUAUUUUCAGAAUUUGGUCAAGCAACGCAGAUUUUUCUGGAAUAUUACAGGGUUUUGGAAGAAUUCUCUUAGAUUUGUCACAGAUUGGGCAGAAUUUACCGAAACCAGGAGAAUUUUGCGAAAUCCUAUCCGACCUUUGGGAAAUAUUUUCAGAAUUUGGCCAGGCAAAGUAGUAAUUUGUGGAGUAUAACAGAAUCGUGCAAGAAUAUUCUUAGAACUGUCAGAGGUUUGGAAGAGUUUUGCCAAGUGAAGCAGAAUUUGGACAAGCAAAGCAGAUUUUUGUGGAAUAUAACAGAAUUUGGCAAGAAUAUUCUCAGAAUUUGGCAAGAAUAUUCUCAGAAUUUGGCAAGAAUAUUCUCAAAAUUUGGCAAGAAUAUUCUCAGAAUUAUCACAGAUUUGCAGAAUUUGGCCAAAACCACCAAAUCUUUGAGAAAUAUUUCAGAAUUUGGCCAGGCAAACCAGUAUUUUGUGGAGUAUAACAGAAUCUUGAAAGAAUAUUCUUAGAACUGUCACAGAUCUGGCAGAAUUUUGCUAAAACCAGCAGAAUUUUGCGAAAUCCUAUGAGACCUUUGCGAAAUAUUUUCAGAAUUUGGCCAGGCAAACCAGUAUUUUGUGGAGUAUAACAGAAUCUUGAAAGAAUAUUCUUGGAAUUGGCACAGAUUUGGCAGAAUUUUGCCAGAACCAGCGGAAUUUUGCGAAAGCAUUUGUUACACCACCACAACAAUCAGUCCGUGAUCCAUCACCACCAGUUAAAAAAUUAUUUGGUUUUCAACGUGUCUGUUUAGAGACUAGACAAACAACUGAAAUUUAUUUUCCAUUUGGUAUCCAAUCAUUAUUAACAAUUGCAUUGGGUGGAUCGAAGUGGUUGGAACCAUGGUUACAUAAAGUUAUGGUUGGAAAACAGCAUAUGCAUACCAUUCACUGA
This is a messenger RNA of Didymodactylos carnosus, 1496 nucleotides long. Lineage: Eukaryota; Metazoa; Rotifera; Eurotatoria; Philodinida; Philodinidae. The record is from the annotation of a GenBank genome assembly.